This is a messenger RNA of Melopsittacus undulatus (budgerigar), 4126 nucleotides long. RefSeq names its product methanethiol oxidase-like. The transcript has 13 exons. Bases 2118 to 3482 code for a protein of 454 amino acids. The record is from RefSeq and is a predicted model, not a curated record. NCBI's taxonomy places the organism in Eukaryota, Metazoa, Chordata, Aves, Psittaciformes, Psittaculidae. Gene Ontology annotation, molecular function: selenium binding; protein binding.
CCCCCCGGGACACCCCCCGGGACACCCCCGAGUGCUGCCUCCGCCUCCUGUCAGGAGCAGCCGGGACCGCGGGACAGGACUGGUCCCCGCGCGGCGUUGGCGGGGGGGGGCGGUUGGGCCUAGCGCAGGUCCCCAGCUCCUCAGCAGCCGUUGUCUUCGGUUUCCCUCUGCCUUUGCAGCCGCCAGCGCCGGUAGCGUUCCCUGGGCCGUGGGGUGAUGGUGCCGGGCGCUCUCGGCUGCCGUCUGUGGGUGUAGGUACGGACAGUGGCGCUGCUGGUGGAACUAGGAGCUGAUAGCUCGGCUGCAGGGCUGUUCGCCUGUCUGACGGGGCUGUCGGGGGCUAAGCCUGCUGCCUUUGUCUGGUAAUCUGUGGUGGUUUGUGGCCGGUCACACUGCUGGUGUGGUUAUGGGACUGAAACCCACCGUGCGUAGCCAGCAACGUUCUAGCGUGUGUCAGGGGCUCCAAACAGUCAGAAGAUACAUUUACUGGUUGCAGAGACACUCGAUGGAACUCUUCUUUAUCUCUGUGGUUUAUGUCACUUCUGUUGGCACAAAUUUCACCCCUUUGGAUGGCCUCAAGGAUGAGGCUGAGGAUUAAAUUCCCAUAAAGCUGUGGAGGUUCCUAGAAGUCUGACUCAGGAGUUGCCGACCGAGGUGUGAGGGCUUUGCUUCAGUGGAUGCUGAAGCCAGUAUCUAACUUUAUUUAAAGCGAUCCGAAUGCAAUCAGCGUUGCUCUAUAAAUGCUUCAAGUUAUGCAUUUGCUUAAGUACAUCACUGGCUCAGUGCUAUUGGAGUUCCUGCACUGUCAAGCGAACGUAUCAUCAACAUUCUCCCCUAGCAUAAAGUCAAAUGGGCAGUAUUUGAAAUAAUUAACUUAUUACUGUAAUUAUAUCUUUAAUAAUGAACUUAUUAUUGUGAAUAAUUCAGGAAUGCUGGAACACAGAGCUGUAACUGUGCACAGUGCAGCCUGAGUGCUGCAGCUUGUGUGGUUAGGACAGACAACAUGCUUUGUAUCAAUAGUAAACAUAGGUAACAAAAACCUCAGAUCUCUGUUAACGUUUAUAUCUUCAGCACAUGUUGAGAUGUUGCUUUAUUUUGAAGACACUCAUGAAUGUGGUGAGCAGUAUGCUUCCCAAGCAGUGCUUCCCAAAUGGAGCCCCGUGCUGUGAUCUCCACGUGUUGUUGGAAUGUAAUUUAUUAUUCUCUGCUUCAUUAAACAAGCACAUUAAUUUUCUUCUGAUGGGCUUCAGGAGGUACCAGGGACUCUCCCUGGUUUACACAUUGCUCCAGGCUGCUUCACCUCAUGCUGGAGGGAAGUGCUUUCACUUAACACUGUCACCUGUAAAUCAUAUACAUGUGCAAUGCAAAGGGCUGCAUUCUCUUCUGUGGUUAUGCCACUGAUAAGAAUAACGAGCAUCAUUAUCCCUUGUUAGGCUUUGUAUUCCUGAUUGCACUCUGCAGCCUCUGCCUUAAAUAGAGGAUUAUUUAAUUACUUAAUAUAAUGGCAGGAAUUUUAACUUGUUUUUUCAAACCCCCCCACCAAAAAAAAAGAUAAUCUGGAAGCAGGAGCUAUAGAAAGUGACUUUUUUCUUUAACUGAAGGGGCAAGGAGCAGCCACAGCAGCAUUGCCUGGGACAGCUGGGGUUUGGAAGAGGAAUUCAGAUGUGGACAGUAGCAAGGGUUUACCCAUGAAGUUCUAUAUUCCUAACAAAAUUACCACCUGCUAAUCCUAAACUCGAUUUCUUCCCUCCCUGCAAAUGCAACAGGGCAAAUGCAGCAUUUCUGAGACCUAAGGUAAAAAGCAAAGUUUGGUUCUUUGUCUUGAAGGCAUAAAACUUCACCAGGUGCUUUUCUCUUUCUCCAGUGCUCUACAGAUACCUAGUUCAGAUGCAGUUAAUGACUGGAGAAAGAAGCUGGUUUAAAUCACAUCACCAUUGCCAACAAUUUAUUGAUGCAAUCCUGAGCAUGUGUGUGCUGUGACUGUGUUGGAGUAGGAAUCUACUGUACUGAAGGCUCGUUUAACACAACUUAUGUGUUGAUUAGGAUCCAGACUGAUACAGAGCAGAGCAGGAAAAUGUGGAGCAUGUGGGCCAGGAUACGCAACCCCUCUGGAUGCCAUGAAAGGUCCCCGGGAGGAGGUUGUGUACCUGCCUUGUAUCUACAGGAACACUGGGAUAGAGAAGCCUGACUACCUGGCCACUGUGGAUGUUGAUCCCAAAUCUCCACACUAUUGUCAGGUGAUCCAUCGCCUGCCCAUGCCCAAUCUGAAUGAUGAGCUCCAUCAUUCAGGGUGGAAUGCCUGUAGCAGCUGCUUUGGGGAUGCCACAAAGAGAAGGAACCGUCUGAUUCUGCCAGGUUUGAUCUCUUCCCGAAUUUACGUGGUGGAUGUGGGAGCAGACAUGCGAGCUCCUAGAAUCCAUAAGGUUGUUGAGCCAGUGGAGUUAUACCAGAAGGGUAAUGCGGCUAAUCCUCACACCUCUCACUGUCUGGGCAGUGGUGACAUCUUAAUCAGCUGUAUGGGAGACCCUUCUGGCAAUGGAAAAGGUAGCUUUAUAUUGCUGGAUGGAGAAACCUUUGAAAUGAAAGGAAACUGGGAGAAUGGGGAGAAGGUUCCUCUCCUGGGUUACGACUUCUGGUACCAGCCACGACACAAUGUCCUGAUGAGCUCUGAAUGGGGAGCCCCAAAAGCCUUGAUAGAUGGGUUUAACCCAGCUGAUACAGAGAAAGGGCAUUAUGGCGGCCACAUUAACGUGUGGGACUGGAGCACUCACACCUUCAUUCAGGCAAUUGACUUAGGGAAGGGCUCCAUACCUUUGGAGAUCCGAUUCCUCCACAAUCCGGAUGCUGCAGAAGGGUUUGUGGGAUGUGCUCUGAGUGCUGCAGUGCAUCGAUUCUACAAGACAGAGAAAGGAGACUGGGCAGCAGAGAAGGUGAUUGAAGUCCCCAGCAAGAAGGUGCAGGGAUGGCUUCUCCCUGACAUGCCUGGUCUUAUUACUGACAUCCUCAUCUCGCUGGAUGACCGGUUCCUGUAUUUCAGCAACUGGCUGCAUGGGGACAUCCGCCAGUAUGACAUCUCCAACACCCGCAAGCCCAGGCUGGUGGGGCAGGUGUUUCUGGGAGGCAGCAUCACAAAAGGUGGGCCUGUAACUGUAGUGGAAGACAAGGAAUUGCAGUGUCAGCCAAAGCCAUUUGUGAUCAAAGGGAAGAGGGUGCGAGGUGGACCUCAAAUGCUUCAGCUGAGUUUGGAUGGGAAGAGAUUGUAUGUCACCAACUCUCUCUACAGUGGAUGGGACAAGCAGUUCUACCCAGAUCUUGUCAAGGAAGGCUCUGUUAUGCUGCAGAUUGAUGUGGAUAAUGAAAAAGGUGGAUUGCAAGUGAAUAAAAACUUCCUAGUGGAUUUUGGGAAGGAACCUGAUGGGCCUGCCCUGGCUCAUGAGAUUCGUUACCCUGGUGGAGACUGCACCUCUGAUAUCUGGAUGUAAUAGUUGUCUGGAGCUGGUUUCAGGGGGUUUGUUGUUGUUGCUUUUUUUUGGGGGGGAGGGGGGUUGUGUUUGGGGUUUUUCCCUUCUUUCUCCUUCUCUUUCCUCUUUACUCUCCACUUCCCCUCUAUAAAGAUAAAUGGGGUCAGCUGGAACUUUAUCCACUGUCUAAAUAUAGACUUCCAUUAGGGUGAGCCACAGAAGCUCCACUUUCUUCUCAUUCUGAGUCAGCCAAGUGAAUCUCUCUGAAACAUGAUCCACAGCUCAUUUUCUCUCCUCCUUCCCCUUUCACAAGGUCCUGUGUAAUCACUGUUGACUGUUGGUUUCAAGGCCGAGGUCACCAGCUUUUAAAGACUAUUUGCCUUGUUUGAUGCUAAUUUGCCUUGCCACUGUUUGUUGGUGAAGAAGCUGUUUCUAAAUAGCUCCGUAAGAAGGGUACAUUCCAUGGGCUUGUCUCUGAGUGAGAGUGUUCUUUCCCUGCAAAGCUUAAUGUGCUCAUACAGUAGUCAGUGCUUCACAGCAGACACAGCAUAAAAAUCAUACAUAUCUAUCUAAUCUGAAGUCACCUGCAUCUGAACUUGGGUUAUAUUUUAACAUCUGUGCACUGAUGUUAUAAAAAAACAACAAUAAAAGCAUUCUUCAAGCCA